This is a messenger RNA of Puccinia triticina, 1176 nucleotides long. RefSeq lists its product as uncharacterized. Gene Ontology annotation, cellular component: lysosome. The record is from RefSeq and is a predicted model, not a curated record. Gene Ontology annotation, molecular function: thiolester hydrolase activity; palmitoyl hydrolase activity. The transcript has 9 exons. Bases 1 to 1176 code for a protein of 391 amino acids. Lineage: Eukaryota; Fungi; Basidiomycota; Pucciniomycetes; Pucciniales; Pucciniaceae.
AUGAAACUCCAACUGGCACCCGCUCGACUGCUAUCAGCCCUCAUCCCCAUCCUCACCAUCACACCAGCCGCCUGCGCCCACUCAGUCAUCAUCUCCAGAAUCUGGCCACCCAGCGACCUCAACCCGGUCUCCAAUCGAAGCCCUGCUCGUAUUCCUGUCGUCAUCUGGCAUGGGCUCAGCGACUCAUACGCGAAUCCAGGCUUGGAUCGUUUAGCUCAAAAGAUCGAUUUACGGUACCCUGGCACGACGGUUUAUAAGAUCAGAUUAGCCGACUCGGACGCACAGGAUCGCCGCGCAACGUGGUUUGGAUCAGCCAAUGAACAAGUCGCCUCCGUCUGCGAUCAACUCUCUCAAAUCGAUGAACUCUCACUCGGGUUCGAUGCCAUUGGUCUCUCGCAAGGCGGCCAACUGAUGAGAGCGUAUACCCAACGCUGUAACCGGCCCAAAGUCCGAAACUUGAUCACCCUUGGAUCUCAACACAUGGGCGUGUCUGGCACAGCACCUUGUACCAGCUUAUUCGACCUUGGCUGUCAUGUCUUACACAAGCUGAUCGAAAGCGGGACUGUUUAUGGACCCUAUGCCCAACAAAAUGUGAUACCUGCCCAGUAUUUUCGAGACCAAUCCAAUCUGGCGCCUUACAUGAAACACAACGACUUCCUGAGAGAUAUCAACAACGAACGGUGGAACGAUACCCAACCAGCUGAUAGUGGGAGCCUUCCGAUCGGCGAGCCAGAGGAUGGAGUCAAGUACCAGCCACGGAACGAGACUUACAAACAGAACUUCCAAUCACUCGAGAGCUUUGUCAUGUUCCGAUUCACUGCCGACACCCUGGUGAUUCCUCCCACCUCGGCGUACUUUACAAUCCCAAAUGCCACCGAGUCCACUCUGCCAGAUAUCCUUGAUCCGAUCCCGAUAGCACUACAAGACUUGCCAAUUUACCAAGAGGACUAUAUCGGGUUAAAGGUCCUUGACGAAGCGGGUAAGAUUCACUACGGUACCUGCUUUGGUGCACAUAUGCAGAUCGACGAGGAUUGCUGGGAGAACGUGAUGGAUUGGCUGGGUGAUCAGAGCCGAUCUGAGGCCAACCUACUCCUACAAACCGGCCCCCAAAACCAACAGCUUUGGGAGUCUGUUGUGGCCGUAGGCCCAGGAAUAUUGGCUAUGCAGCAGAUCUAA